GAAUUUUGUUUUAAAGAAUUUUCAAAUAAUACUACAAAUUCUCCUUCUGAUGAAUCUCAAAUUGAAAUUAGAAGACAAGUUAAUAUUCUUAAAGAAUUAAAAAAUACGAAUAAUAUAAUAAGAUUUUUUGGUGUUGCUCAAGAAAAUUCGAAAUUUUAUUUGGUUACUGAAUGGAUGGAACUUGGUAAUUUACAUGAAUAUUAUACUAAUUAUAAAGAUAAGAUGAAUUGGGAAACAAAAAUUAGAUUUGCUUUGGACAUUUGUUGUGGUAUUUCUUAUCUUAACGAUUGUCAGAUUCUUCAUCAUGACAUUCAGUCGGCAAACAUUUUAGUAAAUAUAAAUGAGAAAAUAAAAAUAACAAAUUUCGGUUCAAGUAAGAAAUUCUAUGAUCUUACUAGAAAUAUAUCGCCUAAUAUUGAAAAUGUAAGAUACAUGGCUCCUGAAAAAUUAUUAACAGAUAACAAUACAAAAAAGGAAAAAGUUCCCUAUGAUUUAAAGUGUGAAAUAUACAGUGUUGGAGCAUUAUUAUGGGAAAUCGCUGAAUUGAAAAAACCUCAUUCUGAUCUUAAUAAAUCUGAAAUCCUUGUUGGUAUUAGAAAUCGUGUUAAUGAAAGAUAUAAUUUACCAUUUUCAGAUGGUAUACCAGAUGAUUGGAAAAAUUUAAUUAGAACUGCUAUGUUACAUGAACCAGCAUGUCGUCCUAAAAUAUCAAAAAUUUGUCAUAAACUUCAUAAAUUGAGUAAAGAUUAUUCCAAAUUCUCUACAUUAGAUGAUUGUACUGAAGAUUAUGAUGAAAAUUUAUCAUCAAUUGAUGAUAAUCAAAGUACGAUGACUUCCAUUACAAUUCUUACUGUUGAAGAUGCUAUUCGUGCUCAUAAAUCAAAAAAUGGAAAUAAACAAUUAGCUUGGCAAAGUUUUAAAUAUCAUUCUGUAAUCGAUAUUUACGCAAAAUAUAUGGUUGGUUAUUAUUAUUAUCAUGAAGAAGUUCCUGAAUUACAAAAAAUUAGUAAAGAUGAAAGGGUUAGAAUUGCUGUAGAAAUAUUUAAAGAAACUGCUGAUAAAGGAAAUCCUUCUGCUCAAUUAAGAUAUGGAAUAUGUUUAUGGCAAGGUGAAGGUAUAAGUGCUAAUUCUUUUGAAGCUCUUAAAUAUUUAAAAUUAUCUGCUAAUCAAGGAAAUUCUGCUGCUAUGUAUGUUAUUGGAAAAGCUUAUUUAAAUGGUGGUAAUGGUAUUGAACAAGAUAGGGAGAGGGGUGCUAAAUAUUUAAAAGAAGCUGCUUUAAAAAAUCAUUUAAAAGCUAAAGAAAUGUGUAUUAAAAAUAAUAUCAUUUUUUAAAUAUUUUUAUGUUAUUCAAUACAUUUAGAAACUUUAUAAGUAAUAUUCAAAUAUCUGGUUUAUUUCAAAUAAAAUGUACAAAAUUAUAUUAUUAUUUGCUAUUGAUUAUACAUAAUACGUAAAAUUU
Rhizophagus irregularis DAOM 181602=DAOM 197198 is the source of this 1459-nucleotide messenger RNA. The record is from RefSeq and is a predicted model, not a curated record. NCBI's taxonomy places the organism in Eukaryota, Fungi, Glomeromycota, Glomeromycetes, Glomerales, Glomeraceae.